ACCAGCCUGGCUCAGGUGAGCUCUAAGCCCUGCAGCCCCACCCUGUAUCCUGACAUGGAGGGAGUAUCCUGUGCCUUGUUCCUGGUGCUAGCAGGUCUGCCUGCCUUGGAAGCCAACGACCUGAUUGAUAAAGACAGUCCUUUCUACUAUGACUGGGAAAGUCUGCAACUGGGCGGAGUGAUCAUUGGAGCGCUCCUGUGCAUCGCUGGAUUUGCCAUGGCCCUGAGUGGCAAAUGCAAAUGCAGGCACAAUCAGCAACCCAGCCCGGUAACUGGGAAAGCCACCCCACUCAUCAAUCCAAGCUCUGCCAGUACCUGCUGAACACAGGACCAGCUUGGAAGGUCUGCUGUGCCCUCUGCCCUUCCAGUCUCCUUCUGCUCCUCCCUUCUGGAGACCUUCCUCUCUGGAGCACAUUGUUAAGUCCCCAAUGUCAGGGAAGGGGAAUGUCCCAAAUUUAUUUUUACAUUAAACUGGUCCCUCUU
This is a messenger RNA of Nannospalax galili (Upper Galilee mountains blind mole rat), 482 nucleotides long. It is a transcript of the gene Fxyd4, whose product is annotated as FXYD domain containing ion transport regulator 4. Lineage: Eukaryota; Metazoa; Chordata; Mammalia; Rodentia; Spalacidae. The coding region runs from base 55 to 321 and encodes 88 amino acids. The transcript is spliced from 8 exons. The record is from RefSeq and is a predicted model, not a curated record. Gene Ontology annotation, biological process: potassium ion transmembrane transport; regulation of sodium ion transmembrane transporter activity. Gene Ontology annotation, cellular component: membrane. Gene Ontology annotation, molecular function: sodium channel regulator activity.